Nannospalax galili (Upper Galilee mountains blind mole rat) is the source of this 1396-nucleotide messenger RNA. Its product is annotated as myeloid cell surface antigen CD33-like. The coding region runs from base 22 to 1086 and encodes 354 amino acids. The transcript has 5 exons. Lineage: Eukaryota; Metazoa; Chordata; Mammalia; Rodentia; Spalacidae. The record is from RefSeq and is a predicted model, not a curated record. Gene Ontology annotation, biological process: cell adhesion. Gene Ontology annotation, molecular function: sialic acid binding. Gene Ontology annotation, cellular component: plasma membrane.
CCAUGAGCCCCGUGUCACCACAUGAUAAUGUGGAUGCUGCUGCUGGCCCUGCCCUGGGUGGGUGCCUGGGCGCCUGGAUCCUACAGUCCUUCCACCUCAGGGUGCCAAGAUAAUGAUCGGAGCUACAAGCUGGAAGUGGAGGCGUCUGUGGCAGUGCAGGAGGGGCUGUGUGUCCUUGUGGUCUGCAAAUUGGUCAAGUUACCUUGGGCCUCCCGGAGUAGUUCCGUCUUUGGCUACUGGUUCCAUGCAAGGGCAAAAACAAACCUUGACUCUCCUGUGGCCACAAACAACCCAGAGCGAGCACUGCAGAAGGAGACCCAGGGCCGAUUCCACAUUCUCGGGAACUUGAAGAACAACAACUGCUCCCUGGACAUCAGAGAUGCACAGAGAGGAGACAACGGCUCCUACUUCUUCCGAUUGGAGAAAGGAGACAUAAAAUGGAAUUACUGUGGGAAGCCAGUGUCUGUGCAGGUGACCGCCCUCACCCACACCCCCCACAUCAAUAUCCCAUCUACCCUGGAGCCCGGUCAUCCCAUCAACCUGACCUGCUCUGUGCCGUGGGCCUGUGAGCGGGGAACACCCCCGAUCUUCUCCUGGAUGUCAGCCGCCCUCACCUCCCUGGGCCCCAGGACCACACUCUCCUCCGUGCUGACCCUCACAGCGCGGCCCCAGGACCAUGGCACCAACCUCACCUGUCAGGUGACCUUUCCUGGAGCAGGUGUGACUGUGGAAAUGGCAGUCCAGCUCAAUGUCACCACUGGGAAUCCGGGGACGACGGCAACAUCAGGAGUGGUUCUGGGGGCCACCGGGGGCGCUGGUGUCACAGCGCUGCUUGCCAUCAGUCUCUGCCUCAUCUUCUUCAUAGUGAAGACCCAGAGGAAGAAAGCGUCCAGGACUGCAGCGGGGGUGAACCCUGCCCACUCUGCCACAGUGCCAGUUUCCCAGGGUCAACCGCAAGAUCCCAAGUCACACAGCUCUGCUGAGCCCGGAAGCUCUUCAGGGGAGGCCUCUGCCUUGGAGGCUGAGGAGGAACUACAUUACGCCUCUCUCAGCUUUCAUGGGUCGAGGGCUCCACAGAACACCUGAGAGAUCUGGACUCACGCAGGAGCCGUCAGGAGCAUCGCUGUCGUCUGGAACACAUUUCCUCUCUGGAUUUCCAAGGCUGACUUCUUGGAGCGGCAUUCCCACCCCCCACUCCCGCCACAGGUAGCUCUUGGAAUUGGCUCUUGGAAUUGAGACUCUUACUGUGUGCAAGUUUGAAAUCAGAGACCUGGGACAAAUCUGUGUUCUUUCUGACAGGAUGAUGUCAGCAGACAUUUCCUCCUCCAUGUCUGGGUCUCCUCUUUUGUACAAUGACUGUCAGCCUCCCUAUGUCUCAGUGUAUCCAUGAGGGUUA